Messenger RNA from Colletotrichum tamarilloi, 1500 nucleotides. Its product is annotated as NCS1 nucleoside transporter. Gene Ontology annotation, molecular function: nucleobase transmembrane transporter activity. Bases 1 to 1500 code for a protein of 499 amino acids. Gene Ontology annotation, cellular component: plasma membrane. Lineage: Eukaryota; Fungi; Ascomycota; Sordariomycetes; Glomerellales; Glomerellaceae. The transcript is spliced from 5 exons. Gene Ontology annotation, biological process: transmembrane transport; nucleobase transport. The record is from RefSeq and is a predicted model, not a curated record.
AUGGCGAACAAGACAGCGCGCAGAAUUAAAGAAGCCCUGGCCAUCAAGUCGGACAAGUCCCGCCACGAAGAAGUCAGCGCCUGGUCGAACCGCGACCUUAUCCCCUUGCCGCCCUCCCGCCGCACCUGGGGCUGGUUCAACUUUUUCGGCUCCUGGUCGUUAUCGUCUCUCAAUGUCGCAACAUGGCAGACUCCCAACACGUUCCUUACUCAGGGGCUCUCAGUCGGCCAGACUAUGGCCGUCAUCGUCGUCUCGCGCGCCCUCUGCUGCUUCUUCGCCAUUCUCGUGGCUUGGUGCGGUCUGACCUGGCACAUCGGCUUCACCGUCCAGAAUAGAUACACAUGGGGCUUCCGAGCGAGUUUCAUACCGCUGCUACAGCGCAUUCUCCUCAACUUUAUCUGGACCGCUCUCCAGUGCUGGAAUGGAGGUAAACUAGUAACCGUCUGCAUAACCGCAAUCUGGCCCUCCUUUGCAAAGAUUCCCAACACCCUCAGCAAAACCACCCCAACAACAACCUACGAACUCCUAGGCUUCACAGUCUUCUGGAUAGUUUCCCUUCCCUUCCUCUUCAUCCGCCCCGAGCGCUUCAAAAAGCCGUUCUUCGUCUCCUCCGUCGCCUGCGGCGCCGCCAUGGUCGCCUUACUCGCCUGGUCCGUAGUUGUCGCUCGCGGUGUUGGCCCCGUCUUCUACCAGGGCGAGAAAGUACCCACCUCGUCCCGGUGGAACGCUUCAUGGCUGAUGAUGGCGGGGAUUAACCAGGCUAUCGGUGGGAAAGCGGCAGGCAUGACGAAUAGUAGUGACUUUUCGCGGUACGCGAAGAAUAAGAGGGAUUAUAUCGUUGGUACGGUGUCGGUGUACUGGGUUACUGGUGUGCUUGUGUGCCUGGGCGGGCUGGUAACUACCACGGCGUGUCAGAAGAUCUACGGCCAGAUUUAUUGGAACCCGCCUGAUUUGUUGAUGGUUAUGAUGGACCACGGUCAAGGCUCCCCCGGCUCCCGCGCCGCAGUCUUCUUCCUCGCCCUCGCCUUCGCCUUCACCUCCAUGUUCGAAAACGUCUGCUCCAACGCCGUGGCGGGCGGCAUCGACCUCGCCGGCCUCUUCCCGCGCUACCUCGACAUCCGCCGCGGUGCCCUCCUCACCUUCGCCGCCGCCUGGAUCAUCCAACCCUGGCAGCUCAUCAGCCAGGCCGCCACCUUCGUCGCCGUCCUCAACUCGUUUGCCGUCUUCCUCGCGCCCAUCAUGGGCGUCAUGGUCUGCGACUAUUUCGUCCUGCGCCGUCGGCGUGUCCGGCUGACGCACCUGUUCAACCCGGAGGGAUCCGAUUAUUGGUACCAGCACGGCAUCAACUGGAGGGUGAUCCCGUGCUGGGUUGCGGGUUGGGCGCCGACGGUGGGCGGGUUGAUUGUGAGUGUGGGGGGUGUGGGCGGUGCGCCGGACGCGGUGUACGAGCUGUACUAUGUUGCGUUUUUCAUUGGGUUUGUGAUUUCGUUUGUUCUGUGA